Alexandromys fortis (reed vole) is the source of this 1328-nucleotide messenger RNA. It is a transcript of the gene Fam228a, whose product is annotated as family with sequence similarity 228 member A. The coding region runs from base 117 to 1013 and encodes 298 amino acids. The transcript has 7 exons. The record is from RefSeq and is a predicted model, not a curated record. NCBI's taxonomy places the organism in Eukaryota, Metazoa, Chordata, Mammalia, Rodentia, Cricetidae.
AGGCACACCCAGGUCUCUAGGACACAAGAAAGAGGAGCUGAGUCCCUAAGGCCCUGCUUUUUCCACAUCGAUACAAUAAUUUCCUCAGUUUUUCUUGCUCAGAGAUUCUAUUAUUUAUGGCUGCCACAAAAACUUGGAACUGCGAUGACUAUUUCAGUGUGGACAAACUAAAGGAGUGGCCAGAGCCGGAGUCUGUUUCUUUAAUGGAGGUAUUAGCUCGAGAAGACAUCGAUGAAGCUGUGCAUGCAAUAUUGUUCCGAGAAAACUACAUCGUGAAGAGAAUGGAUACAUACUUUCAGCAUCAGGCUGUUUUUAAGGAAAGAAGAAAAGAGAUGUUACAUAAGAAAUGGGUUGAAAAUGUAGCACGGCCUCUUCAGCAGAGAAUUAUAGAAAAAGUGAUUUCAUAUAGAAGACCGGGACAAAGUCAAGUGAAAUAUGAAUACUGCCUAAAGCACACGGAUAAACCGACGAAAGCCUCUCCGAUGUGUGAGUGUCUGUUACGAAGAGAGCAAGAGCUCCGAGAAGCUAAAGGACCCCGCUACCAACACCGCACAGGGAAACAGAACGACAUGCAAAAAGAACCUAAAGGAACCAAGAAGGCUCCCCUCUUCAGCAAAUCACCCAAGUUCAUGCUCACUUCCCAUGGUAUCGUUCCCAAAGAGAGGCAGAGAGCCUCUGCCCAGCCUGUGUGGAAUAAGCCCAGUCUGUGCAGUUCUGAAAAGCUUGUCUGUACAUCCAAGUCACUUCUGCCUCAGGAAGAGAAGACCUGCAACAUAAGCCAGAUUGUCUUUGAAAGGCAGUUCCGUUCCUCUAAGCUCAGCCUGAAGAAGAAAGAGGCUGAGAAGAAGGGUCCAGUUUCAGGGACCCGACCACAGAGACCACGCUCCUGGGCAGCAGCAGACAGCCACCAUUCUCAGGGGCCACCCGCUGUGGGAAGAAGGGUGAUGACCGCAGAGCUCCUGGGGAAGCACCUGGCCUCCCUGCAGGGGGCAGCCAGGUCGGGCCUCCUGUGAGCAAAGAGCUUCCUGCCUUCGCACUGCACAGACGUUUAACACACUCAGAACGCAGCUUAGUUUUCUAAGCCCUGGCUAAGAACUAGGAAGUGUGUGUGGUGUUUUUGUUUCACUGAAAACACUUGACAGCAAGACCGCUUGAGCAUCUCCCAGUACCUGGUGCUCAGUGGGGCUCUGUGCCUGGCUGGGACCAGUCCCCGCUCAGAGAUACCAGGGCUUUAUUCAAGUUCAGUCCUGCUCGCACUCCAGGGUGCGACUACCUCACAGACACUCAGGCCUGGCAGUGGGGGUUAAAUUGCUCAGAGGGAGGAUGCU